AUGUCCGUGAAAUCUGAGCUUCACCUGACCACGGUGUCAGGGUAUUUCCUGCAGGACGAUCCUUCUACUGACCCUGCGACGUUCGACUAUGUGCGUUCGAACUUCGGUCUCAUUGACCGCCAGUAUAAUGAAGAUUCAGAGUCCAGCCAAGAUAAAAGUCCGUGGAAGCGCUUCCAAGACCAUGUUGACCACUUGAACUCUGUUGCUAGCACAACAAAAUUCAAAGUCUUGUUCCUGGGGCGCCACGGAGAGGGAGUUCAUAAUGUCGCUGAAAGCCGCUACGGUACAAAGCUAUGGGACGAAUACUGGUCCCUCCAAGAUGGGGACGAGUAUGGGCAGUGGGUCGACGCUCGUCUGACCCAGAAAGGCAUUGAGCAGGCAAAAGUAGCACACCGCGCCUGGAAAGACCAGUUGCAGGCAGGCAUUCCUCCACCUCAAUCCUUCUACGUGAGUCCUAUGAAUCGCUGCCUGGCGACCGCCCAGGUGACUUUUGAUGGCCUUCCCAUUGCCGACAUCACUCCGUUCAGGCCUACUAUCAAGGAAACGAUGGGUCAGCACACCUGUGACCGUCGGUCCAGUGCGACUGCCAUCGCCACAGAAUAUCCACAUUAUCGGUUCGAGGAUGGAUUUGAAGAAGAGGACCUGCUGUGGGAUCCUAUGAUCCGAGAAUCGAAUGAAGACCGCAACAAGCGUCUUAGUUGCCUACUUGGUGAUAUCUUCUCCACCGAUGAUAACACCUAUGUCUCGUUGACGGCUCAUUCCGGUGCUAUCACAAGUAUCUUGGAAGUGCUGGGUCACCGGAAACUCGCUUUGGCGACCGGUGCUGUGAUCCCUGUACUUGUUAAGGCUGAGAAGGUCAACACUCCUUAG
Molecule: messenger RNA, 870 nt
Organism: Penicillium brevicompactum
Lineage: Eukaryota; Fungi; Ascomycota; Eurotiomycetes; Eurotiales; Aspergillaceae
Product: Histidine phosphatase superfamily clade-1
Exons: 4
Coding region: 1-870 (289 amino acids)
Cellular component (GO): cytoplasm
Molecular function (GO): phosphatase activity
Source: RefSeq, a predicted model, not a curated record